Molecule: messenger RNA, 1293 nt
Organism: Daphnia pulex (common water flea)
Lineage: Eukaryota; Metazoa; Arthropoda; Branchiopoda; Diplostraca; Daphniidae
Exons: 2
Coding region: 35-1258 (407 amino acids)
Source: RefSeq, a predicted model, not a curated record
AUAAAGUUUGUUUUUAAACGUGAAUUCAAGUCAAAUGGAUUUUAUUCAAGAAGUUGCAGUUCUAUUUAAUCAAUUUAUGUUAUUUGUCCAAGUUGCUGACGAGGAUGAUAAUAAUAUUAUUGAAACUGUGAUUUUGAGAAGAAGACAAGACAUUCUUAGGCAGUUAUUACAGCGCCAGCGUUUGAUAUUACAUCGAAUUCACGCAAACAGAACUAUUUAUUACACCGCAUAUGUAGGGACGUGGUUUGCAACGUACCCAGAAAUUCAAUUCAAACGAGAUUUUCGCUUUACAAAAAGAACGUUUCAGCUUCUAGUGGAGAUUGUCAGUCCGCAAAUAUUAACUGACUAUGUGUAUACUGGCCUGCCUGUAACGGAUAAGCUAAUGAUUUUGAUCUGGUGUUUAGCAAACCGUGAAGCCUACCGUGUUUUGUCAAGGCGGUUUGGGAUGAAUCAAGGGACGGUACACUAUGUGGUUAUGAAAACCAUGAAGGUUAUUUAUAAUAUGGCUGACCGCUUCAUAGUAUGGCCGAGAGAAGAAAGAUAUUUAGAGCUCUCAGAAAAUUUUCAAAUUGUAGACAGUCUAGGUAGUUUUUUUAACGAUAGAAAUCAUUUUUGUUUGUCACUGAAUAGCAUUUUUUGUUUAGGGGCUAUCGAUGCCACAGAAUUUGAAAUACGACAACCACUAAACCAGCUGCCAUCUUAUACUAGCAGAAAAUGCAAAACAACUAUUAAGCUUCAAAUAGUAUCUACUCAUGAUUUGGAAAUAAUUGACGCUGCGGUUGGAUUUCCGGGAAGUAUAGGCGAUGCAAGAGUUUUGCGUCUCAGUCCCCUCUCUAGAGCAUUAGGUGCUAAACUUGUACGAUCCAACUAUCAUAUUCUCGGAGAUACAGCUUAUCCACUUCGGCAACAUCUGCUCGUUCCUUUUCGCAAUAACCACGAACUAGAAGAUCAUGAAAUGGCCUUCAAUCGAGCUCUUAAGAGGGACCGACAGGUUGUGGAAAGAGCAUUUGGCCUAUUAAAAAUGAAGUGGCGAAGAGUAAAGUUCCUGGAUUACUUCCGAAUGCGGUAUGCACACCGUACGUUAUUGGUUUGUUGUUGUUUCCAUAAUUUCGGUUUGCGCCAUGACAACUGGCUUGACGAUGCCCCAGACGUUGAAUUGGAUGACGAAGAUGAUCCUGAUUACGAGUUUGACGAAGAGAGAGAGACCGAAGAGGGUGUACAAAAAAGACAGUUUAUUGCAGAACAAUUCAUCGUUUAAUUUCCUUUAGAUUGUUGAAAAUAUGACGCAACACC